Verticillium nonalfalfae is the source of this 1152-nucleotide messenger RNA. It is a transcript of the gene NPHS2, whose product is annotated as Podocin. The coding region runs from base 1 to 1152 and encodes 383 amino acids. The record is from RefSeq and is a predicted model, not a curated record. Lineage: Eukaryota; Fungi; Ascomycota; Sordariomycetes; Glomerellales; Plectosphaerellaceae. The transcript is spliced from 3 exons. Gene Ontology annotation, cellular component: plasma membrane.
AUGAGUGCUCCAGCCUACGAGCAGCAGGGCACCAGCUCUGGCAAGGCCCCGGUUGCUGAACCCACCGGUCAGGACUUCUUCAACAACAACAACCUCAGCGCCGAUGAUGAAAGACCCAGGCCUACUGAUGGCGCCACCUCGAGCGACGCUGGUGGCAUCAACGGCGGGUUUCAGCCCACCCAUAAAAUGACGGUGAAGCCUCCCGCCAAGGAGGACCUCCAACGCAGCUAUGCUACCGUUGUGGAGGAGAAUGCCAACCCCAAGGGCUGGUACGGCACCAUGAUCAACACCGCCGGUGCUAUCAUUGGUACCAUUGGCGCUAUUCCAUGCUGCAUCAUCUGCCCCAACCCUUACAAGAGUGUCAAUCAGGGCAACGUUGGCCUCGUCACCAAGUUCGGCAAGUUUUACCAGGCUGUUGAUCCUGGUCUUGUCAAGAUCAACCCUCUCAGUGAGCGCCUGAUUCAGGUCGACGUCAAGAUCCAGAUUGCCGAGGUUCCCCAGCAGACUUGCAUGACCAAGGACAAUGUGACUCUCCACCUGACAUCUGUCAUUUAUUACCACAUUGUUGCGCCCCACAAGGCCGCCUUUGGUAUCUCAAAUGUUCGCCAGGCUCUCAUCGAACGCACCCAAACUACGCUUCGACACGUCAUUGGCGCGCGCAUUCUUCAAGACGUCAUUGAGCGCCGCGAGGAAAUCGCCCAGUCUAUUGGCGAGAUCAUCGAGGACGUCGCGGCUGGCUGGGGUGUGCAAGUUGAAAGCAUGCUCAUCAAAGACAUAAUUUUCAGCCAGGAACUGCAAGAGUCGCUGUCCAUGGCUGCCCAGAGCAAGCGUAUUGGUGAAAGCAAGAUCAUAGCCGCCAAGGCCGAGGUCGAAGCUGCCAAGCUCAUGCGACAGGCUGCCGACAUUCUAUCGUCUGCACCCGCCAUGCAGAUCCGCUACCUCGAGGCUAUGCAGGCAAUGGCCAAGUCUGCCAACAGCAAGGUUAUCUUCUUGCCUGGUGCUAGCCAGGGCAUGCCUUCUUUGAACAACGCGCACAUCACAGAUGGCAAUGGCGAGUCCAGCAACAAGAAUGAUAUCACCGGCAGCGACUUCGGAGGUGGGAACCCCGGUUUUCAACAAGCGCUGAACUCCCGCGUUAUCGAGAACCUUUAA